Molecule: messenger RNA, 357 nt
Organism: Ilex paraguariensis (yerba mate)
Lineage: Eukaryota; Viridiplantae; Streptophyta; Magnoliopsida; Aquifoliales; Aquifoliaceae
Source: the annotation of a GenBank genome assembly
AUGAGAAUGGAACCCAAGAGGGUAUGCCUUUUCAUCUCCAUAGCUGUUGUACUAAUUGUGCUCAACACAAAUAUUGAAAGAGCUGAUUGUGCAGAGAUGAAGAAAAGAAGCUCUUGGUGGUGCAAUGGAACCAUCGCAGACUGCAUUGAAGAAGACGACCAAGAGUUCCCAAUGGAAUCUGAAGUGAGCAGAAGGAUUCUUCAAUCCAACAAUCAACUUAGAGCACGCAACUCUCUCCAAAAAGGAUCAGCUGUAUGUGAUACAGCUCAGUACGGCGAUUGCAUACCUCGUCAGAUCAACGAUCGCAACAGACCCUGUACCUAUGAGAAUCGAUGCAAACGUGGUCCUCCACCAUGA